This is a messenger RNA of Bipolaris sorokiniana ND90Pr, 1096 nucleotides long. RefSeq lists its product as uncharacterized. Gene Ontology annotation, biological process: sulfate assimilation. Gene Ontology annotation, molecular function: ATP binding; adenylylsulfate kinase activity. The record is from RefSeq and is a predicted model, not a curated record. Bases 140 to 766 code for a protein of 208 amino acids. Lineage: Eukaryota; Fungi; Ascomycota; Dothideomycetes; Pleosporales; Pleosporaceae. The transcript has 3 exons.
AGCCGUGUACCCGUAAAUUGUCACCCUAAAAACACCGGGCGCACUCAUCAAGACACUUGAGCAAUUGACCCAAAAAAACUCCCUACCUUUUCCUCAUCGCUGCAAAAUUCUGACUUUGUCGCGAUAAUCAUCAUCAACAAUGGCGACCAACAUCACAUGGCACCCUUCCCUCUCGCGCAGCGAGCGCAACAAAUUCCGCAAGCAAACCGGCUUCACAAUCUGGUUCACAGGCCUUUCCGCGUCCGGUAAAUCCACCAUCGCCACAGCGCUUGAGCAGCACCUGCUGCACCUGGGUUUCGCCGCGUACCGACUCGACGGCGACAAUGUGCGAUUCGGGCUGAAUAAGGAUCUGGGUUUCUCGGAGAAGGAUCGAAAUGAGAACAUUAGGCGGAUAGCUGAGGUAGCAAAGCUCUUCGCCGACUCCUCCACAAUCGCCAUUACAUCCUUCAUUUCCCCUUACAAGGCCGAUCGCGAGCAAGCUCGCGCCCUGCACGCCGCCACCUCUGACGCUUCCGAGUCGCCCCUCGCUUUCGUCGAAGUCUACGUCGACAUCCCGCUUGAAGUCGCUGAAGCGCGUGACCCCAAGGGCCUGUACAAGAAGGCGCGCGAGGGCAAGAUUCCAGAGUUUACGGGCGUGAGUGCGCCAUACGAGGCGCCUGAAGCCCCGGAGAUUCACAUUAGGAGUGAUAAGAAGAGUGUGGAGGAGAGCGUCGUGGAGAUUGUGGAGUAUUUGAAGGGAAAGGGGUUGUUGGAGGUGGCGCAGUAGGUUAUGAGUUAUGAAAACAAGGUCUCCCUUUUUUUUGAGGAUUGGAUAUGGGGGUUUGGGUAUAGGAGAUAUACAUAGAGAGAGAGGGCUGAAAUGAUUGCAACGAAGGAUGUGCGAUUUCUCCUUGUACACAAUUCGAAGCUGCAUGCGCUCAUGUCCAAUCUUCUCUUUCUUUCUUUUCUCUUUCGUCGUCAAGAAAAAACUUCCGUUUACUUAACUUACCUCAACUAUACUCAAACUUAUACAGCCAUACAACUAUAGAAACGGAAAGGUACAUGCGACCCUAGCAUUUCAAAGCCUCAUAGAUCCCACUCUACAAAACCAUCCCAA